Messenger RNA from Fonsecaea pedrosoi CBS 271.37, 882 nucleotides. RefSeq lists its product as uncharacterized. Gene Ontology annotation, molecular function: ferric iron binding; catechol 1,2-dioxygenase activity. The transcript has 3 exons. The record is from RefSeq and is a predicted model, not a curated record. Bases 1 to 882 code for a protein of 293 amino acids. Gene Ontology annotation, biological process: catechol-containing compound metabolic process. NCBI's taxonomy places the organism in Eukaryota, Fungi, Ascomycota, Eurotiomycetes, Chaetothyriales, Herpotrichiellaceae.
AUGGCGUUAUCCCAGGAUGCGCCGUUCACAGCGUCAGUUCUUGCUUCCUUUGGUCCCGCUGCUCCCUCACGGGCCAAGGAGAUCUUGAUAUCCCUGAUCCGUCACCUCCAUGCCGUGUGUCGGGAGGUCAAUCUCACAACCGAAGAGCUGUAUAUCGGACUCGACGCUCUCAACCGCUCGGGACGCAUGAGUGAUGCGAAACGAAAUGAGACACUGCUCAUAUCCGAUUGUCUCGGCGUGGAAGCUCUAGUGGACGAAAUCACGCACAGGAUCCUCGCAGAAGAGGUGUCCACCAAUUCUUGCAUCCUGGGUCCUUUUUAUCGAGCCGACGCGCCUGCCUAUGAGAACGGCGACAGCAUCAUCCAGAAGUACCUCGGCGGCGAAGUUACUUGGUGUCACGGCCAGAUUCUUGACGCCGAUAGCGACAAGCCCAUUGCUGGCGCGAAACUGAACGUGUGGGAAUGCGCGGCCAAUGGAUUAUACGAUCAACAGGAUCCAGAGCAACCUGACGGAAACAUGCGUGGGAUAUUCACUUCAGACCACGACGGUCGGUACGGCUUCUACUGCAUCAAACCGGUUCCCUACCCGGUGCCGUAUGACGGGCCUGCAGGCGAUAUUCUGAAGUUGAUGGACCGUUCGCCGUUUCGGGCCGCACACAUUCAUUUCAUGGUCGAGAGCGAAUCCCGCCGUCGGCUCGUGACGCAAGUGUUCCCCAGCGACGAUGCGUAUCUUGAUCGUGACUCUGUAUACGCUGUCAAAGAUGACCUGAUUAUUCGGUUCGAGCCUGCGGGCCCAGAGGCACGGAAGGGACGGGGUGUGCGCGGUCUGCAGAGCGAUGUCAAGUGGGAGGUGAAAUACGACUUUCGCAUCAAGAAACGAUGA